This is a messenger RNA of Hevea brasiliensis (rubber tree), 3293 nucleotides long. RefSeq names its product zinc finger protein VAR3, chloroplastic. The record is from RefSeq and is a predicted model, not a curated record. Bases 143 to 2893 code for a protein of 916 amino acids. Gene Ontology annotation, cellular component: cytoplasm. Lineage: Eukaryota; Viridiplantae; Streptophyta; Magnoliopsida; Malpighiales; Euphorbiaceae. The transcript has 5 exons. Gene Ontology annotation, molecular function: mRNA binding.
AUAAGUGUUGGCGUUUCUUAGCCAGCCAUUCCUGUGCUCCCCAAUCCUCACCACCACUAGGGUUUUAGCGCCACCGUAGUCGGCUAGUCGCCAGAUCUUGCUAAUUACUUCUCAUGCAUUUCCGCCCCUAGCAUAUCACAAAAUGGGCGGCGCCACCAGGUUCCUCCUGCUUCUCACCAGCACCCCUCCGUCCCCGCUGCUCCACCGCCGAUGCCCAGCUUUCCUCAGCUUCUCCCGCCAUCGUCAGUUAUUCCCGUCAUCUUCCUCCUACCUUCCUCACCACCACUACCGUAACCUCCCUUCUUCUCUCUCUCACUCUCUUGGUCGCCCCUUAAAAAUCGAAGCCUCCCACCAACUACACACCCAAACCGCCUCCGCCAAUUUCACUGAACCUUCCUCCUCCUUACCUCGGACCCCCCACCCGUGGCCUGAGUAUUACAAUUUAAUCCAUAAUCUCUCUUCUGCUGGGUAUUUUAAUAGGCAUAAAUUUGGUAUCCAAAUUGAUUUAGAGUUUGUGGCAGGCUUUAAUUUGCCAGAGGAUCUUGCAGAUGCUGCCACUGCUUGCUUGGCAUUCGCGCGCGAAAGGCCUGAUCUUUUAGGGAUGCUGUCGAGGAAAGAUAUUGAGGUGGUUGUUGAGCAAGGGAUGCCCUUUUUAUUUAAAAAUGGCGAUGGCUCACGAAGGAGGAUGAGGUCAUUUUUGGGCAGUGGCGAUAGUAAUGUGCAGAAUACAGAUAGAGCUCACACUAUUGACUUGAUGAGGUUUUUAUUAAGUUACGCAAACAAUCUUGUUUCUUCUGAGAAGAACGAUAUACCAAAUAGAGAACUAGUGGAAUCAUCUGUUCGGAAUCUCUUGAGUGAAUUGGCUCAGCUGAGCUAUGCUCCAGCCUCAAACCUAUCUGUGUCAGGGCAAAAUCAGUUCCCAGAUAGAUAUGGACAAGCACCAAGGCCUCUUGGUCAAAACAUUGAAAUGAAAAGAGGUGAUUGGAUUUGCCCAAGGUGCAAUUUCAUGAAUUUUGCAAGGAAUGUGAAAUGCCUUGAAUGUGAAGAAGCGCGCCCAAAGAGGCAGCUUACUGGUGGGGAGUGGGAGUGUCCUCAAUGUGAUUUCUUUAAUUAUGCAAGGAACAUGGUAUGCUUAAGGUGUGAUUGCAAGAAGCCUGGAGAGGUUUCAUUUGGUACUAAUUCUGGAUCAGGUCUGAGGUAUGCCAAUGGGAGCAACACAAAUAAGGCUGAUGUGGAUAGCAGGCUGGCUGCCAACGAAGAGAAGGCACAGCGAUGGUUUAGCAAAAUUUCUCAGUUGGAUAGUUCUUCAGACAUGAGCAGUGCCAUAGCUGAUGAAGAUUUCCCUGAAAUCAUGCCAUUGAGGAAAGGAGUCAACAGAUUUGUUGUCAGCACAAGGAAGACUCCACUUGAAAGGAGGCUGGCCAAUGCUCAGUAUCGAAGAAACUUGGGUAAUGAUGGCACUUUUGAGGGUGGUGGUCUUCAAAGCUCGCAAUCAAUCAAGAAAAGUUUAGAUGAGAUGCUGGGUCAUGAUACUGCUGCUUCUGAAUCAGAUAACAAGACUCUCAGUGCUGGUCAAAAUGCAGGAACAAAUGCUCCAUCUUCUGCGACUAAUUCAACUUCACCACAGUAUGGUGCCCCCAGGGGAAGCAAUUAUGUUCCAUUUGUGCCACUACCUGCAGAUAUGUUUGCCAAGAAACCUGAUGAAUUGAAGAUGGGUAAGAGCGAUAAGUCGGAGAUGGACAAUAAGUGCCUUUCUUCAAGCACUUGUGAGCAGGCAGGUGCAGUUUCUGGAAGAAAAGAACAUGGUAUAUUAUCAGGCAGUUGGCAGCCCUCUGAGAAGCCUGUGGACCAGACUCUGAGCAAUGAAAAAGAGAAGGAACAAGCAGAAAAAUCUGAGAGAUGGUUUAAGAGAGUUGCAGAGCUGCAUAACGUUACGGAUCUGGCUAGUGCAAUUUCCGAUGAGGACUUUCCUGAGAUCAUGCCAAUGCGCAAAGGAGAGAAUCGAUUUGUAGUCAGCAAAAGGAAAGAUCGAUCCUUGACUUCUCCAAUGUACAAGAGACGUAUGGCCAUGGAGCAAGCUAAUGAUACCAAUUUUGUGCCCUUUGUUCCCUUCCCACCAAACUACUUUGCGAAAAAGGAUAACCAACAGCCAGAUGUAGCUGAUUCAACUAAUAAUGCUACCAGUGGAAAUGCAAAUUCUGCAACACUAGCGAAGCUCCCUGAGAAGUUGGAUGACAGUAAACCCGUGGUGGCUGGUGCUUCACAUGUUCAAGGGAUGGAAAACCAACAAUACAGCACAGAUUCAAGAACUUGGGAAAAUUCAAAUGAAAUGAAAGCAGGUGUAAAUUCAACUCAAACUGUUGUUGAUCCUCAGUCUAGUAGCAGGGAUGGUUGGAGCAGUGGAUAUCCUAGAAAUGAAACUAUUAGUGAGACACCAAAUCUGGUUGGUAGUAUGCCACAGAAUUUUCCUACUUCCCCAAUAAAUGGCAAGGACAGUGGGAGCAAUGGAUUCCCCAGUAAAGAGGACGUCAAUGAGGCAGCAAGUUUGACAAAGACUACAUCUCAUCCAUCUGAGAAUCAGAAAAUUAGGGAUAGCUGGACUGGGAAAAGCUUGGAAGGGUCAGCAGUGAAGGAGCCAGAUCCUUUGGACAUGUCAGAAGAGGCCAAGGCAGAGAGGUGGUUCCGACGCGUUGCUCAGAUCAAGGACAUAUCUGAGCUGAGCCAGAUCCCAGAUGAAGAUUUCCCCUCAAUAAUGCCAAUGCGGAAAGGUGUCAAUAGAUUUGUUGUGAGCAAAAGGAAAACCCCUUUGGAGAGGAGGUUGACAUCUACUCAGUAUAGAAGAAAUCUUCCGAUUGUGAACUCUGAUCCAGUGAAGGAGCGUGACAGUAGCUGAUGCAUUAUAGAAGAUUUUACCGAGUUAUUUGAAUCUAAAAUAUGCAUUAUGGAAGAUUAUACCGAGUUAUUUGAAUCUGACAUGGACAUUUAUCUUUUGCAAAUUUUGCUGCUUAUAGUCAAGAAAAGAAACCUCUCCAGAGCCCUCCAUUAAGUGGUGUGGUGUGCAUUUGCGCAAGAGCAUCUGGAUUGGACGAUAGAGGACUUGCAGAAAUGGUAUUUAAUAUGCUUGUGUUUUAUGUUCUAAGUUGUUCACACCUGUAAGCUGGAUAAUUUGUUUGUACUAAUAUUAGUCUGCUUAGAUUCAUGAGAGGUUUACAAAUUUCAUUCUCUCCGACUCCCCCACCUCAGCAGAAUUCUUUUUCACUGAAUAAAAGGAUAGAAAUGAUGAGGUUUCGGUA